AUGGUGGUAACGACCACUGGUUCGGGAGCCAGCGGAGAAAUGACAGUGCGUUGUGCCACCAUGCAAAGCAGGAGCAAUGGUGGAAAUGGGUAUAUUGAAGGUAAAGAGCUAGAAAACUUUUUCCAAGAGCUGGAGAAGGCAAGAAAAGGCUCUGGAAUGAUGUCAAAGAGUGACAACUUUGGGGAGAAGAUGAAGGAGUUCAUGCAGAAAUAUGACAAGAACUCAGAUGGGAAAAUCGAAAUGGCAGAGCUGGCGCAGAUCCUGCCGACGGAGGAGAACUUCCUUCUGUGCUUCAGGCAGCACGUGGGCUCCAGCACCGAGUUUAUGGAGGCUUGGCGGAAGUAUGACACAGACAGAAGUGGCUACAUUGAAGCCAACGAACUCAAGGGAUUUCUGUCUGACCUGCUGAAGAAGGCAAACCGGCCAUAUGAUGAGCCCAAGCUCCAAGAAUAUACCCAAACCAUACUACGGAUGUUUGACCUGAACGGGGAUGGCAAAUUGGGCCUCUCGGAGAUGUCCCGACUGUUGCCUGUACAGGAAAACUUCCUGCUUAAAUUUCAGGGUAUGAAACUGACCUCUGAGGAGUUCAAUGCGAUCUUCACAUUUUACGACAAGGACGGGAGUGGCUACAUUGAUGAGAAUGAGCUGGAUGCCCUGCUGAAGGACCUGUAUGAGAAAAACAAGAAGGAAAUGAAUAUCCAACAGCUCACCAACUACAGAAAGAGCGUCAUGUCCUUGGCUGAGGCGGGGAAGCUCUACCGCAAGGACCUGGAGAUUGUCCUCUGCAGCGAGCCCCCCAUGUAA
Molecule: messenger RNA, 804 nt
Organism: Puma concolor (puma)
Lineage: Eukaryota; Metazoa; Chordata; Mammalia; Carnivora; Felidae
Source: RefSeq, a predicted model, not a curated record